Messenger RNA from Haliotis rufescens (red abalone), 1621 nucleotides. RefSeq lists its product as uncharacterized. The record is from RefSeq and is a predicted model, not a curated record. Lineage: Eukaryota; Metazoa; Mollusca; Gastropoda; Lepetellida; Haliotidae. The transcript has 8 exons. The coding region runs from base 92 to 1621 and encodes 509 amino acids. Gene Ontology annotation, molecular function: protein binding.
UGUCCCACCCUUGUCUCGGCAGUUCACUUCCUGGUUGGGCGAGGCCGCCAAGAAGCAACAACGACAACACCAGACAACGUCGGAUGCUGUUAUGGCUGCUGCGGUUUAUCUCGUGUUAGCUGUCAUUGUUGGACUGGGACACAACACCGAUGCUCAAAGGUUAAACAUAGUACUUGCGUCUGUCGAACUGAAGGAAUUAUCCAACGUGAGUCUCAACUGCACCUUGACCAAUUUCACUUCCGUCAGCAACGUGACUUUUACGCAAACUUGGCAAGGGAAGACAAUUCAGUCCAUCUCAAAAGAAGUUGCAGAUUCUGUUUCAACUCUUCAAUUGGAUGGAUUUACUCUGCAGGACGCUGGCAUCUAUGAAUGUCAAGUGGAACAAACCAAAUCUGUUGAAUCCAUCGACCUCUCUCAGGAAGUCGAAAUGGCACCGAGGUUGAUGUCCGCCGCCCAUGUCGUCGUGUAUGCUGAGGUGGACACGAGGACGGCGUUGUCGGCUACGUUCCUUAAUGUGUCUACGAUGUGGCGAAGCAAAUGGAGCAAGGAUGGCAAAGAACUGGAUCCAGUCGGACAGCGCACGGAGGGCCAGGUAAUUGGCUACCGCAUGCACAGCCACCAAGUUAACGUCUCGGGGUCACGUUUGUCGAGGACGUGGAUGACAAUGUCCUCUGACUUUGGAUACUACUACGUGACGGCGUGCACAAGAGGUGGUUGCACAUCUGCAUUCAUCGAGCUGAAACAGCUGGCUCGACCGCAGCCACCCAUUCAAUUCCAAGUAGUUGACAACUUCACAGAUGGCUUCUGGUUCACGUGGAGGUCACAGUUCAACGGGGGAGGGGGUCAACGUUUCGAGGUAUCCUACAAACGUUCGGACUCAACAGCCAGAGGCUGGGUCUACAAGAAGAUCGACGAGGACCCUGGAGUCGGACAUACUGUUUAUGCCCAAAUAUCGGGUCUCGUGAAGAAUACCGGAUAUGACGUCAGAGUACAAGCCAUCAGCACGCAAACUGAUUCGCUAAAAUCAAAUUUUACAGAGGAGCUGUUUGUGUUUGUUGAAGAUCCUGUGACGUCAUCUGACAUUGGAGUGGGGGCCGGCAUCGGGAUUGGCAUCACCGUGGCCCUCCUUGUCGUUGCGGGGCUGUGUCUGGCAGGGUAUUACGUGUGGCGGACAAAACGUACAAACGACCCCCUUUUGAAGAACCCAGAAUGCAGAUCUGCUAUCGCGUUGCCGACACAGAACAGCACGUUGUCAUCACAGCCCAGGAAAAACAGCAACCCGUACAAUGCUACCGAGAAGCCGAACCCAGUCUGCCCCCUCAGCCCAAGUGUGACCCGACCCUCAAUGCCGAGACCACCUGUGCCGGGCAGCCAUGCUCCCCACACACCCAGCCUCCCUCGCUCUGCCGCACCCCUCCCCCCUACAGCCAACUCCAGGAAAAAAGACAAAAGUAUAGCCCAGCCCUCUCCGCCACCGGAUGAAGUGUACGAGGCGGUGGCCGGACGGGGGCGAGUACGUCGCUCCCAUAAUGCAUUACCAGAACAUGUGACAACAAACAUCAGUAAAAAAAACGGGCUUAAGGACUUCCCCAUAGCGGGCUCAGUAUCAUCCCCAGUGUAA